AAUAUCGUCAUGAGAGACUACUGAAAAUAAUGGCGGCUGAUUGUAGUUGAAAUUUGAAUCAAAAUAUGCCAGAACAUUCUCCUUCGCCCACUCCAGAGAGAGCGGUCUAUGGAUUUGUACUGUACUUAGGAACCUAUUUUGGACUUGGCCUGUAUUUUAUUUGGGCUUGCGUCCCAGAAGAAUGGCUGCAAAGUAUUGGAAUAACUUAUCUUCCUCAAAGGUACUGGGUGUUAGCUGGACCAAUUUAUCUCUGUGUUGCAUUUGUGUUUGCAGUUUUGUUCUAUAUAGCAUAUAAUUUCACCAUCACUCUCCCACCAGACUCCAUCAACACAAUUACAGAUCAACAUGCUCAAUACAUUAAUGAAGAAAAAAUUUCAGUUCCUCUUGGAUCAGUUCCACCUUUGUAUGACAUUCCACUCAGCCAAGUAAACAGGGCCCUCUACCAAGACUAACAUGUACUACUCUUCAGAUUUCUUAACUCUGGACAUGUUGGCUAAAUUUAAGUAUUUUUUUUCUUUUUUAAUUGACAAGGUUGUACAUGCAAUUUAUUGAGGUUGUACAGCAUAAUUAAACUUGUAUUUAAAUCAGCUAUUGAUUUCAAGAAAUAAGGAAUGGUAUAUUAAACCCUAACCAUAAGGCCGA
Messenger RNA from Stylophora pistillata, 642 nucleotides. RefSeq names its product phosphatidylinositol N-acetylglucosaminyltransferase subunit P. Gene Ontology annotation, cellular component: endoplasmic reticulum. Gene Ontology annotation, molecular function: phosphatidylinositol N-acetylglucosaminyltransferase activity. Gene Ontology annotation, biological process: GPI anchor biosynthetic process. The record is from RefSeq and is a predicted model, not a curated record. Lineage: Eukaryota; Metazoa; Cnidaria; Anthozoa; Scleractinia; Pocilloporidae.